AUGCAGCUUCCAACUCACAAUCUGCGCAAUCUGGCGCAUCACGAUCAAUCUGCCGAGCCACCACAACACUACGCACCUAAAAAGAACUCGGGCAGUGUGGUCUAUACAUACCUGCGCCGCGUGGGCGUGCGCUUUGAGACGGUGAGCCUUCGUUGCAUCCGACGCUGGCUCGUCAUCUCGCUGCUGUCGUGGGUUGUCUACGGCCUCUUCCUCUACUUCCACGCACGCUCCACCCUCGGGUCUUGCGUCUUCGAUGCGGCGCCCUACCGCCAGACUCUCUUCGAACUCGAGAACCAACGCGUGCAGCACUCCCUGCGCUAUCUGUCCUCCUUUGCCAACACCGCCAAAGAGGAGGGCCACCAGGACGUUCCUGGCCAAAAGGAGCUGUGCAUGGUGAUCACAACAGUGGACCGACAUGGCGCGAGGUACCUGCUCCAGUCCGCAGCCUCCGUACUGCGCGGGCUCACAGAAGAGCAGAGGAAGAACAGCGAGCUUCUCAUAGUCAAUGCAGACGUGAAGCAGACAACGCCCACCUAUGAGUCCGACCUGAACCUGCUGCGGCAGAUCCCCCGCGUGACAGUGAUCAAGAAGAGCGAUGAGCGCCCCGAGCCGAUCCCCUUCUCCGAGGAGGAGGACGCCUUCCUCUACUGGCUCGCCAAGGAGCGAGGCGACUACGUCUACGGCCUCAACCAAUGCCGCCGAAGGAACCCCAAGUACAUUAUUCUGUUCGAGGAUGACGUGUGGGCCGCGCGGAACUGGUACACGCGGUUGAUGAACCAGAAGCAAGUCUCCUCCAAGAAGGCCGACGAUGACGAACAACUCCUGAUCAACGAGGAGGCCCAGCGCGCGGGCGGCGGGCCGCCCAGGGCGCUCGACAUUCGGCGCGAGAGGCCCGAGGAGAGGGACUGGGCCGUCGUGAAGCUCUACAUGGCCGAGCAGUACGACCAGUUCGACCUCUACCUCAACAACGACGACAUCGCCUUCUUCGUCUCGUGGGGCGUCGGCUGGGGCCUCUUCGCCAUCGCCGCCUACGUGGCCUAUCUCUUCUUCGCCCGAUGGCAACACCGAGGCCUCCAUGUACAGACGAGGCGGUCGGAGGGGUUCGGAGGCCUCGGCGAGGGCGUGGUGGCGCCGAUUCUGAAGGAUUGGCGAACGAUCAUCGCCAACGAUUGGAACACGCUGUUGUGUCUAUUCUUCAUCGUCAACAUCGUGCCCGCCGCGGUGCUCUUCCCCGUGUGCGUCACCAAGCAGAACUUCUUCGCCACCAGGAAGGCCGAUGGCAUUCACAUGACCAAGGCGCGGUGCUGUGCGCAGGCGCAGUUCUUCAAGAACGACCCCAUGUUCGAGCAGAUGGUGAGCUGUAUCAACAUGAACGACUACCGUCUCUACCCGCUCGGCGUGGAUCUGCUGGUGAGCGAUUGCGCGCGAGGCGUGGGCGGUGUGGUUUACGAAACCAUUCCACACCUGUACCAGCACAUCGGGAUCCAUUCUUCGUCAUCGGUCAAGCGGAAGCACCAGGACCACCACGCCUGGCUACCACACAUGAGCGUGUACUUCGAGGAAGAAGAGUGA
Molecule: messenger RNA, 1572 nt
Organism: Acanthamoeba castellanii str. Neff
Lineage: Eukaryota; Discosea; Longamoebia; Acanthamoebidae
Exons: 10
Coding region: 1-1572 (523 amino acids)
Biological process (GO): GPI anchor biosynthetic process
Cellular component (GO): Golgi membrane
Molecular function (GO): glycosyltransferase activity
Source: RefSeq, a predicted model, not a curated record